AAUCUCGGAUGGAUUCAGGUGUUUCUCUUUCUACAUUCGUCAAUCAAAUUGGACACUGUCGUCUCCUCUGGCUGGCCUUGGGCCUUUUCCUUUUCCUUUUCCUUUUGGAGGUGCGCGCAUGGCCCUACCGGUUAAGGUCAGCAGAUGCAAUGCAAAGAUGGGUGGAUGGAUGACGCUAGCUUAGUAGCUUGCUCACACAGCUUAUUAGCAGCUCUGUCCUACUACUAUGACUCCCUAUAAGCAAGAAGUCAUCAUUGCAACAACUAGUUGCCCCUUGCUUUCUUCUUGCAGACUGCUGCCUGGUUCUUGCCUUGCUUCCAUUCCAUUGAUAUAUCAUCAUCACCACACAUACUACUCUCGUAGAUAAUCGUAGCUAGCAGCAGUAGAGAGCUCCAGCCGACAUAUGCCCAUGGCUCUCGAGUCAUGGCUCUCCAAGGUCCGGUCGGCCAUGUUGUCCUCCGGGGCGCCGCCGGGCCCCAGGAAGACCGGCGUCGGCAUCCUUGCCUUCGAGGUCGCCAGCCUCAUGUCCAAGCUCCUCCACGUGUGGCGCGCCGUCGGGGACGCCGCCAUCGCGCGCCUCCGCCACGACACCAUCAACCUCGACGGCGUCCGCAAGGUCGUCUCCGACGACGACGACUUCCUCCUCAGCCUCGCCUGCGCCGAGCUCGUCGACGCGCUCAGGGCCGCCUCCGACUCCGUCGCCGCGCUCGCCGCGCGCUGCGCGGACCCCGCCCUCCGUGACUUCAGGGACGCCUUCUUGGAGCUGGCCGACACCGGCCGCGACCGCCACCGGUGGGCGGCGCCCAGCUGGAAGGACAUGGACACGAGGGCGCACAAGAUGGAGAAGCAGGUGGCCAGCACCUCCGCGCUCCGCAGGGCCAUGGAGGAGCUAGCAGAGGCCGAGCACGGCCUCCGGAAGCUCCUCCACCUCCAGUGCGGCGGCAACGGAGCAUGCCACCGGCGCAGCCUGUCGGCGAGCAAGAUCUCGGUCGCAGCGGAGCAGCAGCAGCUGAUUUUCUCCAAGAAGCAGGAGGUGAAGCACCUCAAGCAGACAUCGCUGUGGGGCUGCACCUUGGACGCCGUCGUCGCGUCGCUGGCGAGGGUGGCAUUCACCACCCUCGCGCGAAUCAAGGUCGUCUUCGGCGUCGGCGCCGGGCAAGAAGAUGAGCGCCACCCGCCGCUCUACCGCAGCCUCACGCUCUCCUCAGCGGUCCACCCGUCAUCCUUGGACGCGCCGCCGCCGCCGUCGCGCAAGUCCAUGUCAAUGGAGGAGAUGCUGUUGGACGGCCGAUCCCUGGCUUCUUGGAAACGUAGUGGCGGAUUCUUGGAUGAAUGCUCGGCGGCGCUGACGCCUCCGCCGGGUACGCUGGGCGCGGCGGCGCUGGCGCCGCGGUACGCCGCGGUGGUGAUCUCGAUCGAGCGGAUGGCAAGGUCGCCUCGGCAGGUCGGUCCCGAGGAGCGGGACGAGCUGUACGGCAUGCUGACGGCGAGCGUGCGCGCGCAGCUCCGGGCGCGGCUUCGCGGGGCGGUGGCGGCGGCGGACCCCGGGCUGGCCGGGCAGUGGCGUGCGGCGCUGGCGGGGAUCCUGGAGUGGCUGGCGCCGAUGGCGCACGCGAUGGUGCGAUGGCAGGCGGAGCGCAGCUUGGAGCGGAGCAGGAACACGGCGGCGGCGCUUGCGCCUGGGGGCAACACGAACACGAACGUGCUGCUGCUGCUGCAGACGCUGCACAUGGCGGACCGCGGCAAGGUGGAGGCCGCGCUGGUGGAGCUGCUCGUGGGGCUCAACUACGUGUGGCGCUUCGACAAGGAGAUGAUGAUCUAUUAUUCAUGGCACCUAGCUUCCUAGCUAGCUGAUGGCAAUUGAUGGCAAGACCGUCCGGCGAGGAGGUUGAUCGAUCGGCGGCGAGGAGGUUUUGAUCGAUCGGCGGCGAGGCAGAGGCAGAUUUGCUGAUUGGAUUUUCUUUUUCUUUCCUUUUGGCUUCUGUAUACAAUAACAAGAACCACUAGUCCACUAGUCUAUCUGCAUGGAUUUUUGUGGAAACUGGGGGCGGAUGGAAUCUUGCAUUGAUGCGUGUAGUAGUAUAUACAAACCACUAAUUAAAGAAAGAAAGAAAGAUUAUGGCCUCAAA
Panicum virgatum (switchgrass) is the source of this 2129-nucleotide messenger RNA. RefSeq lists its product as uncharacterized. NCBI's taxonomy places the organism in Eukaryota, Viridiplantae, Streptophyta, Magnoliopsida, Poales, Poaceae. Gene Ontology annotation, biological process: positive regulation of growth. The transcript has a single exon. Bases 404 to 1846 code for a protein of 480 amino acids. The record is from RefSeq and is a predicted model, not a curated record.